Molecule: messenger RNA, 1141 nt
Organism: Musa acuminata AAA Group (dessert banana)
Lineage: Eukaryota; Viridiplantae; Streptophyta; Magnoliopsida; Zingiberales; Musaceae
Product: transcription factor MYB36
Exons: 3
Coding region: 54-1079 (341 amino acids)
Source: RefSeq, a predicted model, not a curated record
AUUCCCUUUAGGCUGUCAGGCGCAGAGAGAGAGAGAGAGAGAGAGAGAGAGAGAUGGGUAGAGCUCCAUGUUGUGACAAGGCUAACGUGAAGAAGGGGCCAUGGUCUGCUGAGGAGGAUGCUGAGCUUAAGGCUUACAUUGAAGAGCAUGGAACUGGUGGAAAUUGGAUUGCACUGCCUCACAAGAUUGGAUUGAAGAGGUGUGGCAAAAGCUGCAGACUGAGGUGGCUAAAUUAUCUAAGGCCAAACAUCAAACAUGGUGGUUUUACAGAAGAAGAAGACCAGAUCAUCUGUAGCCUCUACAUAAGUAUAGGGAGCAGGUGGUCAAUAAUCGCCGCCCAGCUACCAGGAAGAACAGAUAACGAUAUCAAGAAUUACUGGAACACAAAGCUGAAGAAGAGGCUACUCGGCAAGCGAAAGGAAUCGUCCCGAUCGCACCGCCUCCACCUUAAACAAGCUCUUGAUGAGGAAGGCGAUGGGACGAACCAUGACACGCAUUCUCAGGCCCUAAGUGCAUCAGCUCUUGAGAGAAUGCAACUCCAGAUGCAGCUCCAAGGCCUCUGCAACGUUCCCUUCUCGUUCUACAACCCCCCUGCUCUGUGGCCCAAGUACCAUCCACUAGGAGAUAGGGUUUUCCAAACCCAGCUGACGGAUGCCAGUGUUGCCACCCAUGAGACUGCGAUCGACUCGGCACAACAGGUUGUUUUCCCGAUGAAGCCUGAGACACCAAAGUCGAUCGGUGCAAACAUGCAACGAGAACUGGACUGCUCAGCACUAGGGUUUCAGUCACCUUCGAGUGGGGGUACUCUCAGCAUGCAAGCUUGUGUCGCCGCAGGUGUUCAAGCCGAUCUCCACAGCUUGCUCUACUGCAAGAGCACAUCCAGUGUCGGCGAUGUGGAGCAUCAACAGCUUCCAGACUUAGACUGUUACAAAGAAAUAUAUGGCGAAAAGGAGAGUUCAGAUUGGUGGACGACGACUGGCUUCGAGGAUAAGUUGCUGAUGGGACCUUGGGACUCAGCUUCUGCUCUCCAUUCCGAUCCAAUGAUUCCAGACUAUGCACCACGCUACGAAGAUCUAUAAACAUUGUCGGUGUUGUUAUUGUUGUAAUUUUAGAGUUACGUUCAUGUGUUUCCACAUGAUCA